UGCUGCUGCGAAGGCUGUCCUGCCUGUCCCGCGCGGUUUCCAGGUCCCAGCCCACGACCCCUGUGGGCGGCUCAGCGGCCACGUGCUGGGUGGCGGUCCCCUCACCGGCUGCCCUCGCCAAAACAUGGGAUUCCACCCCACUCCACCCCCAGUUACUCGGGCCAGCCCGGACCCUCCACCAGCAGAUGUUUGUUGAGUGCCUACUGUGUGCCAGCCAUGUUCCAGGUGCUGGGAAUCCAGCAGUGACAAGACAUACAAAAACCCUGUCCGAAGAAAGUUUACACGUGGAAGGGGAAGACAGCUCAUGUAUAUCUUUGAAGAAGCAAGCUGCCAUGAGUCCUACAGCCAAAGGAAGCGAAUUCAGGCAACAACUGAUUGAACUUGGACGCAAACUCUUCUCUAGUCGAGUCUCCUGGUGGAUGAGAACCCAGCCCUGGCUGACACCUUGAUUGCAGCCUUACAGAAGACCCAGCCAUGUCACUGCCACGUGUUCUUCAGGAGACUGAGCAAAUCAUUCUUCACCACAAGAAAUGUAAUCAGAAGAUACAGACACAGUUAGGAGUCCAUCGCCAAGUAGUUGGCAGAGAGAUGAUCUGUGGCUAUCACGAAAAGAUUAAAAGUCCCUGCAAGAUUCUCAAGUCAAUAUAAAUUAUGAAGCUCUCCAAUGCAGGAAGCCCAGGGAAACAAGGUUAUGAUCAGAGGCUGGGCGACAAGGUGCCAACACCAGUCCAUGGAUUUGGAUGUGCCUUCACCGGCCAGGUUUUGGGGGACAGUCACCCACUUAAGGCACUUGGGGGUACUUCCAUGGGACUGGCCACCGUGGAGGCAAUGACAGGCUCUGCAGUCAUCUUCAAGGAACCCGCACGAGGUUACAAAGGAGACAACACCAAACCAGCUUGUGGCAAACCCUGGUGGCCGAAGAAUUUGGACGUGACCCGCCAUUGGCCCUGGGAGGUGAGCCUCCGAGUGGAAAAUGAGCACGUGUGUGGAGGGGCCCUCAUUGAUCUCGACUGGGUGGUGACUGCUGCCCACUGCAUCCAAGGCACAAAAGAGUAUUCAGUGAUUCUCGGCACCUCCAAGCUGAAGCCCACGGACUCCACAAGGGCCCUCUCGAUCCCUGUGAGGGACGUCAUUAUGCACCCCAAGUACUGGGGCCGGAACUUCAUCACGGGUGAUGUUGCCCUCCUCCAGCUUCACACUCCUGUCGUUGUCAGCAAGUACGUGCAGCCCAUCUGCCUCCCGGAGCCCAACUACAACCUGAAGGUUGGGACGCAGUGCUGGGUGACCGGCUGGGGCCAGGUUAAACAGCGCUUCUCAGUCAACUCCACGCUGACCCCAGAGUUGCGGGAGGCCGAGGUGUUUAUUAUGGACAACAAGAUGUGUGACCGGAUUUACCGCAAGAAGUCCCUCAUCCCCCGCGUUGUCCCGCUUGUCCUGGGGGACAUGAUCUGUGCCACCAAUUAUGGAGAAAACUUGUGCUAUGGGGACUCUGGGGGUCCGUUGGCUUGUGAAGUCGAGGGCAGAUGGAUUCUUGCUGGGGUGUUGUCCUGGGAAAAGGCCUGCGCCCAAGUACGUAAUCCAGGCGUGUACACCCAUAUCACCAAAUACAGCAAAUGGAUCAAGAAGCAAAUAAGCAAUGGGGUUCUCUCAGUCCCCUGCACCUCCUCCUGGCUCCUACUCCUGUCCUGGCUGCUGCAGCCCCAGAUGGGCCCCUGA
Balaenoptera acutorostrata (minke whale) is the source of this 1716-nucleotide messenger RNA. It is a transcript of the gene PRSS45, whose product is annotated as Putative serine protease 45. Gene Ontology annotation, molecular function: serine-type endopeptidase activity. The record is from RefSeq and is a predicted model, not a curated record. Gene Ontology annotation, biological process: proteolysis. Lineage: Eukaryota; Metazoa; Chordata; Mammalia; Artiodactyla; Balaenopteridae. Bases 652 to 1716 code for a protein of 354 amino acids. The transcript is spliced from 10 exons.